Messenger RNA from Xyrauchen texanus (razorback sucker), 2704 nucleotides. Its product is annotated as CDC42 small effector protein 1-like. The transcript has 5 exons. Gene Ontology annotation, molecular function: small GTPase binding. NCBI's taxonomy places the organism in Eukaryota, Metazoa, Chordata, Actinopteri, Cypriniformes, Catostomidae. The coding region runs from base 373 to 609 and encodes 78 amino acids. Gene Ontology annotation, biological process: regulation of Rho protein signal transduction. Gene Ontology annotation, cellular component: plasma membrane. The record is from RefSeq and is a predicted model, not a curated record.
UUCAACCACACCUCGGCGAUUUGGGAAACACCAAGUCAUUUACACUCUCAGCUCUCUCCAUAAAAGAGACGAUUCAUUCCUCUCUUUCAGCCCGGGACUCUAUUUUACAUUGAAGAUUCUAAUGAAACAGCAGAGCCUCACAUAAACAACACAAUCCCAGAAUCAACUGGAUAAUAAUAUAGCUGUUGGAAUAAGGGAUCUUGUAUAUAAUUACGACAAAGACACAAACAAGGAAUCUGUUAGUGAACAGGACAGAGGUUUUUGGAUGAGCCAAGGCUUAUAUCACUAAGUGAAGAGGAUUAGAUUCUCUCUCCAUCUCUUCUCUAAACGGCCUACAGGGUGGCGAGAGAGAGUGGGAAUUCAAACCGGUGCAUGCCGGAGAUGAGUGCGUUCUGGCAUAAGAUCGGCUGCUGUGUGGUAGCCAAACCCCCUCCGAAAAAGAAAUGGAGGAGAAUUGAUCGUAGCAUGAUCGGAGAACCCACAAACUUCGUCCAUCUGACACACAUAGGCUCAGGUGAAAUGGCAGAUGGCAGGCAGCCGUCUGGUCCGAUCCAGGAACAAAUGCGAUCCAAAGUGCCACAUGCUAAUGGACGAAACAGCUUGUUAUAGCCUCUUUACUGCUUUAUUGAUUUUACCCCAAGAUCCUCAGCAGAACCAGGCCAGCUAGCAGCACUUUACCAGAAUGGAAGACAGAUACUGGCUUUACAUCAACAGAACAUGUUUCUGUGGCUGCCAACAUGGAUGUCACCUCUGCAGGGUUUUUUAUGUUAUGUAUCCUCUUUUCAGAGGAAACAUUUGCCCCCCCCCACACAAAGACUGAUUUAGUAGAUUUGGACCAGAAUGUAUGAGAAUGUCUGGAAAAAAGUGUGUGUGUAAUGUGCAUUUGACUGUGUUAAGACACUGGCAGUGCUUGUUGUAGAAGAGGAAAGGCUCUUAUCACGGUAAAACAGGGGACUAUUUGACUGCCUUCCUACACUUAUAACUGGCAUGUUUGUCAUAGUCUAUCAUUGAUAAGGAUGUGUGCAAAUGUGUGUUUGCUUUUCUUUUGUAAUGGAAAUAAUUUUCUCCUAUAGCAUUACAGUGUCUCUAACUGCUUGCCAUUAACAGUUGCACAAAAAAAAGUUGUUGUUUAGCAUACGAUCCAGUAUGUGUAUAGUAGAUAUACACCGAUCAGCCACAACAUUAAAAGCACCAGCCUAAUAUAUUGUGUAGGUCCUCCUCGUGCCGCCAAAACGGCACCAACCUGCAUCUCAGAAAAGCAUACUAAGAUGCUAUUCUUCUCACCAUAAUUGUACAGAGCGGUUAUCUGAGUUAUCGUAGACUUUGUCAGUUCGAACCAGUCUGGCCAGUCGGAGUAAAUUCUAGAAAAAUCCCAGGAGAUCAGCAGUUACAGAAAAACUCAAACCAGCUCCUCUGGCACCAACAAUCAUGCCACAGUCCACAUCACAUUUUUCCCCAUUCUGAUGGUUGAUGUGAACAUUAACUGAAGCUCCUGACCCGUAUCAGAAUUAUUUUAUUCACGGCACUGCUGCCACACGAUUGGCUGAUUAGAUUGUUACAUGGAUGAUUGUUGGUGCCAGACAGGCUGGUUUGAGUAUUUAUGUAACUGCUGAUCUCCUGGGAUUUUCACACACAACGGCCUGUAGAAUUUACUCCAAAUGGUGACAAAAACAAAAAAACAUCCAGCGAGCGGCAGUUCUGUGGACGGAAAUGCCUUGUUGAUGUGAGAGGUCAACAGAGAAUGGCCAGACUGGUUCAAACUGACAGAGUCUAUGGUAAAUUCUGUUAUAAUUAACACCCUCAUUCCAAGUGUCAUUUCAAGUAUGUACAACAUUCUUUAUUUUGUGGUGGCUAAAUGUUAGGUACUGAAAGCCUCGGUCACCAUUCACUUUCAUUGUAUGGAAAAAAAAAAAAGAUGCAAUAAAAGUGAUUGGUGUCUGACGCCUUCAGUCCCUAACAUGAAACGAACAUGAGGAUGUGUACAUGAAAGAAUUUUCAUUUUUGGGUGAACUACCCCUUUAAGAGAUUCUAUUUCUUUUUCUUUUUAGUUCUUAAUGUCAGCACGUAUGAUAUUGCAUUAACAACCCCGACAGGAUGGCUUUUAUAGCGGUAAAGAUUAACCCUCAAGUAUUAGAAAAAGGCUUUGUUCUUGAACUUCACCUCCAGUAGCUAUUAACUGUUUAUCUGAGUUUAGACUUUGAACACUGGAUAUCAAGUCACUGCCCUUUGCAAUUUAAACAUCACAUUUAGUCUCACUUUCACACGUCGAGCUCCACCCCACACUAGCAUGAACACAUGCUCGGUUUCCAGUAAUCACACAGCAUACCUCGUAUAUUUACUCUGUACUUUAAGUGUUUGGAGACUGUGUUGGGCUGAAUUCUGCAUGUUUGCUUGUAAUUGUGACAUCAAUAUCCCAAACUGUUAUUUAGUUGUUUUUUCUAAUUUGUUAGGAUAUAUCAUACAUUUUGGUAUAAAAAAAACAUGCAUAGUGAACAUUUUGGGACACUGUUGGUUUAGACAUUAAAUGUUUUACUGUAUUUUUAGUGAGGAGUUGUCCAGCAUUGCUGUAGAAUCACACUUCAUUUUUUAAAUGAAAACACAGAAGAUUUCAUCUCAGCCAAAGACCACAAUAUCUCAGUUAACUUGAAUAUAAAUGUUGCCAACAGAGUUUUGCACCUUGGCUUUGUUUGUGUGUGCGUGAUUG